This is a messenger RNA of Gymnodraco acuticeps, 5341 nucleotides long. RefSeq lists its product as uncharacterized. The record is from RefSeq and is a predicted model, not a curated record. The transcript has 13 exons. NCBI's taxonomy places the organism in Eukaryota, Metazoa, Chordata, Actinopteri, Perciformes, Bathydraconidae. The coding region runs from base 582 to 3083 and encodes 833 amino acids.
CUGCACAACGACUACUUUUACUGUCUUUAACUAUAUUUAGAUGAGAAUACUUUAUACUUUCACUUGAGGAACAUUUUGAAGUAUUCCUACACUUAGCUUCAGCAAAAUGACCUUAAAUAGUCCCAAGUUAAAUCAAACUGUACUACAGGCGAAUAUCAGAAGCACCAGGAAGUGCGCUGUAGGUUGAAUCCCAUAUUUGGAAUGACCUAGUGGCCAACCGGCGGUACUACACCAGUCCGUGACGUCACUCGGCCUAAAAAAAAUCCUCUAAAAGCAGAAUCCUGAUUUAUUUCUCCAUUCAUCUGACUGACAGAGAGCUGGAGACCGGAGGCGGGGCCUAAGGGAAAACUGAACUGCGCAUGCUCAGUGGGCCCACAUCCGGGUCCUUUCUGGAUCUACAGUCGCUCCAUUUCUGGCUUCAUGCAGCACUGAGCAGCUUCACAGGACUGAACAAGGCUGGGUCCAGUUCUCUUUUUACAGCCGUGUUGAGCACAAUUCCACCCCUCCUCGUUUCCUUUCCUUCCCCUCUUCCUCCCUCGCUGGAGCAGGAAUAAGGAGCUUCUUCAUCUUCAUCUUCUUCCAUGAUCACAAUGGCCCUGAACCCGCAGUUCCCAGAAAACUCCUAUAAAAUGACCGAGGAGGACGUGAAGAGGCUGAUCGAGCUCAGGGCGUCCAACGAGGCGCUGUUCACCGGGAAGAGGAACUCUGCCAAGUUAGCGUGGAGCACCAUCCUGAAGGGUCUCGGUCUGGAGGGGAAGCUGACGCCCGACCAGAUCGCCAAGAAGUGGGACAACCUGCGGACUAAAUACAAGGACCUGAAGCAGCCGUACCAGGGUCAGGACAGCCUGGGGGGGGCGGUGGAGUCGUGGCCCUGGUUCCACAUCAUGGACGAGGCGAUGCACGGACGCCUCUUCAACAGCAGCCUGGUGCUCAGCCUGGACGGGACCCACAGCCAGAACCAGACCCAGAGCCACAGCCAGACCCAGAACCACAGCCAGACCCAGAACCAGAACCACAGCCAGACCCAGAACCAGAGCCACAACCAGAGCCACAACCAGAACCAGAGCCACAGCCAGACCCAGAACCAGACCCACAACCAGACCCAGAACCAGAGCCACAGCCAGACCCAGAACCAGAGCCAGGAGAACACCGACAUCCUGGAGUUCCUCAUCAAGACGGAGAUGGAGGACACGGUGGCGCAGGAAGCAGCAGUGCAUGAUGGGACGCUGCACGGGGACGCUGCUCCCACUGAGGGGGUGCCGAUGGGCUGGAGGAGGAUGAGUGAGUGCUCUUACAAAAUGUCUGAAACGGAAACGGAGAGGAUGAUCAAACUUCGAGCAGCAAACGAGGCUCUGUUCACCGGAAGGAAACACUCCGCCAAACCCGCCUGGAGAGCCAUCCUGUACGAGCUGGGUCUUCAGGGGAAGCUGACCACCGAGCAGCUGGCCAAGAAGUGGGACAACCUGAAGAGGAGGUACAAGGAGCUGAAGUUCCCCGCCCGCGGCGUGGAGACCAACCCCUCCUCCUGGCCCUGGUUCUACCGCAUGAACGACGCCAUGGAGGGCCGCUUCACGGGCACCGCGCCCGUCCUCACGCCCAUCGUGGAGGACGAGGACGAGGACAUGGAGCCGCUGUCGCCCGUGCCGAGGAAACGAGCGCGGAGGAGCCGGGGCGGCAUGGCCGAGUUCCUCACCGAGUCUGAGAUGGACCUGCUGGUGGAGCAAGACGACAAGAGCGGGUCCACGGCGCUGGGAGACCUGCAGAGGAUGGCCGAGUUCACAUACAAGUUGACAGAAGAAGACAUCCGGAGGCUGAUUGAGCUGCGAUCUUCAAACGAGUCUCUGUUCACCGGCAGGAGGAACACGGCCAAGCCUGCAUGGAGGGGCAUCGUGAAGGAGAUGGGUCUGACGGGGAAGAUCACUCCGGAUCAGGUGGCCAAGAAGUGGGACAACCUGAAGACCAAAUUCAAGGACCUGAAGUUCCCUCCGCGGGGCAUGGAGGGCCAGACGCCCCCCGCCUCCUGGCCCUGGUUCUCCCUGAUGGGUGACGCUCUGGAGGGCCGUCUGGCAGGGAAGGCUGCCCGUGUGACGCCGGUGUGGAGCAGCGAGGAGGACGCCAUCUUUGUUUCCUCCCCCCUUCCUCCCCCUCCUCCCCCCCCCGAGAGGGAGUGCCUGCUGGAGGGGAGGGGCAGCGUGUCCGAGCUGGAGUCCAUGGGGGGGGGCGACGCCGCCGACGGGAACGUGACGUACAUCGACGCCAGCGGAGAGGAGUGCUCCACGCCCUCAGAAAACUCCUAUAAAAUGACGGACCAGGACACGAGGAAGAUGAUCAGACUGAGAGCCGCUAACGAGGCGCUGUUCACCGGCAGGAGGAACGCUGCUAAAGCUGCAUGGAAGGCGAUCAUCAGGGAGAUCGGGUUGCAGGGGAAAGUCUCGACCUAUCAGAUGGCCAAGAAAUGGGACAAUCUGAAGAGGAGAUAUAAGGACCUAAAGUACCCUCCUGUUGGGAUGGAGAACAUGUCGGACAGCGCCUCCUCCUGGCCGUGGUUCCAGUUGAUGAACGACGCCAUGGAGGGCCGUCUGACGAGCAGCGCCCCCCUCCUCACCCCCGUAACCCAUGACGACGACGACCAUCCCUCCCCAAAACAUCGUCCUCGCUCCUCCCUUCCUCCCCUUCCUCUUCCUCCUCCUCUUCCUCAAUCCUCCACAGACUUCGUAGAUGAGGCGUUUGGUGGCGACGAUGGAGGCGACGAUGGAGGCGACGAUGGAGGCGACGAUGGAGGCGACGAUGGAGGCGACUCUGGGGCGAACGAGGCUCAGCUGGGAGGCCUGGAGAGAGAGUGGGAGAUGGUGGAGAGAGAGAGGGAGGCGCUGGAGAGAGAGAGGGAGAUGGUGGAGAGAGAGAGAGCGACGGUGGAGAGAGAGAGAGCGACCGUGGAGAGAGAGAGAGCGACGGUGCAGACGGAGAGACUGUGGCUGGAGAGAGAGAGGGAGACGCUCGGGCGAGAGAGAGAGGCGCUGGAUCAGAGGGCGCUGAUGAUGAACUCUGUGGGGCAUUCAGGACACCUCAACGCCCUCAUGUAGAGCGCAAAGAGACGUAAAGACAUAAACAGGCCCGGUGUAAAGAGACAUAAUGAGGACACAAAGAAGCCCGGUGUAAAAAGGACGUAAAGAGAUGAACUCUGUGGUGCAUUCAGGACACCUCAACGCCCUCAAGUAGAGCAGAAAGAGACAUAAAGAGGACGCUCGGGGCAUGUAGAGCAAAUAGCCGUUUGGUCCUACAGUGGAGAUCGACUGGGACAAAGCAGCGAGCUCUGGGACAUUAAGCUGCAGGAUGUAGAGGGACGAGCUCCACCGAUGACUAGAGGGUAGCUCUGGAGCAUGUAGAGCAAAGAGCGACCGGGAUAUAACCACGAGCUCUCUGGACAUAACCACGAGCUCUCUGGACAUAACCACGAGCUCUCUGGACAUAACCACGAGCUCUCUGGACAUAACCACGAGCUCUCUGGACAUAACCACGAGCUCUCUGGACAUAACCACGAGCUCUCUGGACAUAACCACGAGCUCUCUGGACAUAACCACGAGCUCUCUGGACAUAGCGACAAGCUCUCUGGACAUAACCACAAGCUCUCGGGACAUAACAACGAGCUCUCGGGACAUAACCACAAGCUCUCUGAACAUAACCACGAGCUCUUGGGACAUAACCACGAGCUCUCUGGACAUAACCACGAGCUCUCUGGACAUAACCACGAGCUCUCGGGAUAUAGCGAAGAGCUCUCGGGACAUAACCACGAGCUCUCUGGACAUAACCACGAGCUCUCUGGACAUAACCACGAGCUCUCGGGACAUAGCGACGAGCUCUCUGGACAUAACCACGAGCUCUCGGGACAUAACCACGAGCUCUCUGGACAUAACCACGAGCUCUCGGGACAUAGCGACGAGCUCUCUGGACAUAACCACGAGCUCUCUGGACAUAACCACGAGCUCUCGGGACAUAGCGACGAGCUCUCUGGACAUAACCACGAGCUCUCUGGACAUAACCACGAGCUCUCGGGACAUAGCGACGAGCUCUCUGGACAUAACCACGAGCUCUCGGGACAUAACCACGAGCUCUCAGGACAUAGCGACGAGCCCCAGGAAAAGAGGACAUCUCGAGGGAACGUAGUAGAGCAACGAAUUACAAAUAUUCAAGUCCUCUGAAGACGUGGAGCUAAGGGGUUGUAGAGCAUCCCUGCAGUAUAUGUUGAGACUUUUACACAAUUAGCAUUAAUUAGCAAAUGCAGACAAUAGUUAAACAAUGGCUUGGCAGAUUUGGACAGUUUUUAGUCCAUUUCUGACAUUUUCAGGAUCAAUAGCUAUUUUAACCCAAAAGUGCCCAUAUUUGUACUUUUUAAGCAGAUUUUGACAUAUUUUGGUUUGAUUUGAAAGUUCUAGGCCACUCCAAACUGCUAUUAGUGAUCCUAAAAAUAUCCGACAUUGAUUUAAUGACCUCCUAAAAAAGCCAAAUCGGCCACGCCAUCUUUUUGCUAUCGUCUCCAUAUGCUUACUAAUUAACGCAACUUGUGCUAAUUGUAUAAAAUCCAGCAGUUUCUAUGAUCUGGAGACCCUACUCUCCCUAACACAGCAGACGUAGAGUAUCUGAACGGGAGAGCUGCACACUUUUAAAUAGUCAUCAUCCUUCCUGCUGCCUUCCCUCUGAGGUAGGAGUUGUAGUUUCGUUAGCGACGUCACUGAGUAUUAAGAGCCAUUCAGGGAGAAAUGAAGGUGAGUCAGCAGAGGAGGUUCAUGUACAAGAUUUAAAUUAACAUUUUCUGUGAUUAAAUUUACAAAUGCAGCUGUACAUUUACCAGAUUUAAGUCGUUAACUUUGAUGUUUUCUGGUAAAUCUACAAGAUCAAAAAGAACAAAUCUUCUCUGAGGUUAUAUAUAGAUUAUAACUCCUCCCUAAAACAUAUUUUGAUGUGGAUCGUUCGUGUGGUGUUUCUUUAGUUUAACACUACACAAACAGAUUGUUUUUCUCAUUUUAAUUAUAAUUGUGCAGCUCUACCCGUUGAUUAGACCCUCGCUCAUGUAAAGCCACUUUGGACCCUCGAUGAAUAUGAAACUCUGAUCUCUGGAUUGAUUUGGGCGUCCCAUCGUAAGAGGUUCCUAUUGAUUUACACUUUUUUUAAAAUCAUUUCUAUCCAAGCGUUGAUGCUGGACGGAACGAGAGCGAAGAAUAUUCUGCAUCGGCUUCCACUUCCUGUUUCCUCCAGAGACUCAAGACUGAAUCAGUUGUUGGUUUGUCUCUCGCGCGAUUUGUACGAACUGAAAUGAGAUUAAAAAGUUUCAUUAUCACUUUAA